Messenger RNA from Paramuricea clavata, 3347 nucleotides. Lineage: Eukaryota; Metazoa; Cnidaria; Anthozoa; Malacalcyonacea; Plexauridae. The record is from the annotation of a GenBank genome assembly.
GUUCGUUUCUCUUGUACUGCGCAUGCUCGAAAAUAUACGUUGCCAAAAACACUGUUCAAAAUACUUCUAUAAUACAACGUUUAAAAUGGGAUGAACUGAUACGUCUAUAUACCUCAUCUAAAAUUUAAAAAACUCCAGCGGCCUUGGCGUUUAGUCAAAAUCGUCCACAACUUCAAGUUCUUUUCUAUAGAAAGGUGGUCUAGACCCCCUGACAGUCACAUGUACUGAUCUUAGAAUUUCGAAGGGGUACUGUCGCUCCUUGUGAAAGAUUCUAGACAAUUCAAACAACGUAAAAAGCAACUUUUAAAAGUUGUAACUGUAAAUUUACCAUUAUACAAACAACUACAAUGGGAGAGGCAGUACCCCAAAAAUGGCGGGAAAAUCGGCCGUGAGAAAGCCUAAUUCAAGCAUAUAUCCUAUAGCUGGUUAAAUUAAGCAGAAAUGUAUGGGACAUGUAUAGUUCUAAAUAUGAACGUUCUGUCCUAGCUUGAACGAGUGGGUCCACAACAUCAAGCAGGAAGUGACAGCAUGUUGACUGGAGCAUCUUUCUUUAAAAUGAGGGAGGUAAGAAGAUCAUUCUUUGUCUUAUAGUAUAUUACACAACAGCACUUCCGGGGCGGGUUGUUUAAAGCAUGAUUAGCGAUAACCCUGGGUUUAAAUUUAACCCAUUUCAGAACUUUAGAAAAUUAAACUCCUGAUGAUCCAGACAAGAUUUCUGAAAAAAAAUCCCAAGUUUAUAAACAAGCUAGUGCUAGGAAGUUUGUUUUGAAUUUUACAUUAACCCAGGAUUAAGCUAACCAUUUAUGAACAACCGGCCCCAGGUUUGAAAAAUAUUCAAAAUGUGUUUCUAACUACACGAUAUAAAUCAAAUUUUGGAAAAUAGAUUACUAACUGAAUUUAACAUGAAGUUAGACAUAAGGCCAUGUACAAAUGAUAUUUUUAUAAAAAUCGCAUUUAGUUUUGCAAAACGGAUUUGUAUAAGUAACAUUUUUACCGUGACAUGUAAUGCAAUUUCGGAUAAAAAGCCACGCAUAGAAAUUAUGAACAUGGCCCUAUAUAUGGCAUGGUGUACUGAAUUUGUAUAACUGCAUGCGGAAGAAGAAAUAACUUAUACUGUAAAAACAACAGGUUAACUUAUUAAAAUUACAAUGAUUAUUGGAUAACGAUCAUAAUAAUUACAUUCAGGCCUUAAAAUAUCUUUUACAGGGCCGUCUGACAAAAUGUCCGAUGACGUUGAGUUUGGGUUGGACAUAUGUCCGAUGACCUUCAGUUCAGUUUGACUUGAAAAUAAGUCUGAAUGACACAAAUGAAUAUCAGCACAAUAUAUUAAUUCUGAACGGUAAAUGUUGUGAAGAUAUUAAAUAAUUUGUUUCUUUCAUACUUAUUUCCAAGCCAAAAUUAACUUGCUUUCCAGAACAGCAGUAAUAAAAAAGACUUCGACAACUUAAGCCCGUUUUCCAAUUCACCAUUUCGCUCGCCGCCCUGCGCUCGACUGCGUUACCUUCUAGGAUACAUUUUGAUUUACGAUGGACAAAGCUACAGUUCGGUGAGUUCGGUCGGACACAAAUACACUUAGGUCGGACAAACAAUAAACCUUAGUUUCACUUUGGUCGGACAGAAUGUCCGGUAGUUUCCUCCCUACGUCAGACAAUUUCACGAAUGGGUCGGACAAUGUCCGUGACCGACCGAUAUUUUAAGGCCUGAAUUAAAUUACUGAUACAGGUUUAUUAAUUAAUUACUAUGCAGGGGCCGGUUGUACGAAGGCCGGAUAGCGCUAUCCACCGGAUAGUGAUUUUUUCAAGCUUUGUUAAAUCAGUCGUUGAUUGGUAUAACUCGUAUUAAAGUUUAGUAUUUAUAAGUUACACUGUAUAUGUUUUUGUACUUCUUGUGUCGUCCAUAUCCGUAGUUUCACAGUUUUUCAAGCAUUUUACAAAGGUUGAAAAAUCACUAUCCGGUGGAUAGCGCCAUCCGACCUUCGUACAAACGACCCCAGACAGUCAAUCGAGACUAUAUACAGGAAACACUUGUAGAGAUCACUUUUAGAAACGUUCUCAUAUAUCUUACUGUUAUACAUGCAGCCACACAAUCAUGAAUCUAUAUACCAAAACUGAAACUGCUAAUUUUUCAAUGAAAACCUGUCUUAUUGAUCUUCACUACAUGCAUGAACAAUUUCAAUAUAUUGGCAUAAAAUUUGCCAAAAGAAAAUUGUGCGUGUACAUAGUUUAUGUAUAAUAAUAUUGAUCAUGAGUUUGUUUUUAUUUACUAGAUGUUUUUUGAAGACAAGAUAGAUGAUACGAAAUAUUGUGGUCAUCUGUACGGUCUAGGAACAUCUUAUACCAAUAAUGGUGGACAAGCUUACAGUGGACCUAACUUGCAAGUCACCUCAUCCUAACAUAUAGACAACAAUCUUUUCAUUAAUUUUUAACUUUUACCUUUGUUAACAUUACAUGCGACAAAGAUGAACGCUUUUAGUUUGGAAGAAGAAUGCUUAUUGCAUUAUUAAUAUUAUAUAACAAAUCACAAAUCUUUUUAUCAUUAUUUUAAUUAUACAUGUUACAUGCAAAUUGAUUGGGGGUAUACGUAUUAGAAUUAGAGCUUGGUUACAGCGGAGAAAUGUCUUUCUGUCCAAAAUAAAAGUUAAUUAAACUCCAUGCAUAUGUAUAAGAGAGGGUCUAUAAAUGGGGUUUAAUGUCAAGUGUUGACGGCCCAUAUUCUAUGGUGUUAAUGUGGAAACGCUAAAAAUUUUGUUGUUUACUGUCAUGGAAGACUUAGCAGUUAAGUGUUGUAAUUACUAUAAAAAGUCUAACGCAUUUCAAAAAGACCAAAAAAUACCAUGACUAAAGCCGUAAAGGGCCUUAAACUACUAAAUUUCAGACAAAAUAAAUACGAAACUAUAUAAAAAGCGCUCAGAGUGUGUUUACAGGUCUUACAAAUCUUUAUAGCUUUUACAUCACUUGUCACCUUGUCCAGCAACUGCAUCUUUCUCCAUGCCAUGUCAUCAUGCCAUGUGAUGCCUUCAUGCAUGCAUGCAGCCUGGUGUCACAAUUACAAAAUAUGCAAAAUAUUUCUUUGAUGGUCUCAGACGACUGUUUAUUUGCUUCCCUAAUACAAACUUCAUUUAUCUUUGUGUGAUCCACAUAUAAUUAACAGUAGCAUUAUACUCCGGGAGCAAUUAAUUACGCGAUUUUUUACGUCUUUGUGAAAUUAGCAAAAUUUUACUGUUAUGUGACAUUUUUUACUUUUGAAUUACUAAAAAAUCUAAUGUUUACUGUUUUGGGCACCACCCAAUCUAGAGCCUCAUAAGAGAACAGUUAAACGUUAUAUAACAGAAAUUUGAUGAAAUUGGC